AUGCAAAUAAAUGGUCAUCAGCAGCAGCAGCAGCAGCAGCGUCGUAUCGUCCCACGGGUCAAGGGACGUAACAUCGGCGCCGCGCCCGUCUACUUGGCCGCGGUGCUCGAGUACCUCACGGCCGAGGUCCUGGAACUCGCCGGCAACGCGGCGCGGGACAACAAGAAGUCGCGCGCCACCCCGCGCCAUCUACAGCUGGCCGUGCGCAACGACGAGGAACUGAGCAAGCUGCUGUCCGGCGUGACCAUCGCCGAGGGAGGCGUCCUGCCACACAUUCGGCCGGAAGUGCUCCCCAAGGCGUCGAGCGGGAAGUCGAAGUUGGACGAGCCGGCAGCAGCCAGCCAGGACUAUUAA
This is a messenger RNA of Dermacentor albipictus, 354 nucleotides long. The record is from RefSeq and is a predicted model, not a curated record. Lineage: Eukaryota; Metazoa; Arthropoda; Arachnida; Ixodida; Ixodidae.